AUGGAACAACCUCCCGGCUUUGCAAAUUCGAAGCAUCCGGAUUAUGUGUGCAAGUUGAAUCGCGCUCUCUACGGUCUAAAACAGGCCCCUAGGGCGUGGUUCCAACGAAUCAGCUCCUUUCUCAUCUCCUACGGCUUCACCUGUAGCCGAGCGGAUCCGUCUCUCUUUGUUUUCACUCAAGGAGAAUCUCUUAUGUACCUCCUAGUUUACGUUGACGAUCUUAUCCUCACCGGCAACAACUCCUCCUUGCUCACUGUCUUCAUAAAUCGGCUACAUCAGGAGUUUGUUAUCAAAGAUCUCGGCUCAUUAAACUAUUUUCUUGGUCUUGAGGUCCUUCAUACCAAUGAUGGUCUCGUUCUUACUCAAACCAAAUACGCCAACGAUAUCGUUAUUCGUGCUGGUCUCACUCAUGCCAAACCCGUUCCAACACCACUCUCCACCUCGGAUACUUUCGUAUCGGAUGGUGUUCCUUUCGAUGAUCCUACCCUUUACCGAUCACUUGUUGGCGCUCUUCAGUACCUAACCAUUACCCGUCCUGAUUUGGCCUAUGCGGUCAACCAAGCUUGUCAACAUUUGCAUGCUCUAACUGAAAAACAUUUUCAACUAGUUAAGAGGAUCGUUCGGUAUGUUAAAGGCACCAUUUCUCACGGUCUUGUCUUCACUCGUCCUACCUCCUCCACCAUUUUGGGUUACUCUGAUGCAGAUUGGGCACGGUGUAUAGAAACGAGACGUUCUACUUAUGGCUAUUCAAUCUUUCUAGGUGGUAACUUAGUUUCAUGGAGUGCAAAGAAGCAACCAACGGUUUCACGAUCAAGCUGCGAAUCUGAAUAUCGGGCCAUGGCUAAUGCAGCUGCUGAAAUUGUCUGGAUAACGCAUUUACUACAAGAGUUACGAACACUUCCGCCUUCUCGUCCGACUCUCUUAUGUGACAAUCGGAGUGCUUUAUUUAUGAGUCAGAAUCCCGUCUCUCACAAACGGGCUAAACAUAUCGAUCUGGACUACCACUUUGUUCGUGAGCUCGUAAUGUCAGGGAAGCUUCAUACCAAAUUCGUUCCUACCAAGCUUCAACUAGCGGAUAUCUUCACCAAGAGCUUGCCUCGACCUCAAUUUGAACAUUUUCGGGAUCUUAUUCGCGUUCAUCCUCUGCCGUUUCGCUUGACGGGGGAUAAAAGAUAA
Messenger RNA from Helianthus annuus (common sunflower), 1176 nucleotides. RefSeq lists its product as uncharacterized. The transcript has a single exon. The coding region runs from base 1 to 1176 and encodes 391 amino acids. Lineage: Eukaryota; Viridiplantae; Streptophyta; Magnoliopsida; Asterales; Asteraceae. The record is from RefSeq and is a predicted model, not a curated record.